This is a messenger RNA of Vombatus ursinus (common wombat), 1547 nucleotides long. It is a transcript of the gene TMEM121, whose product is annotated as transmembrane protein 121. The transcript is spliced from 2 exons. The record is from RefSeq and is a predicted model, not a curated record. Bases 570 to 1547 code for a protein of 325 amino acids. NCBI's taxonomy places the organism in Eukaryota, Metazoa, Chordata, Mammalia, Diprotodontia, Vombatidae.
GCCUGGUAGGGAGGUGGUGUGUUUGGGCCCAGAUCGAGGUCCAGGUGUGUGAAGGGUCCCAAGGAGUGGAUGCCAGACAGGUGGAAGCCCAUAGAGAAGCUCCAGAGUGUAGUUGUGGUCCCACCCAGGCCUCACCUUAUUCUCAUCCCCAGAUGUUGGAAGGUUUCCCUUUAACAAGAAGCCACAGUGUUGCACCCCCAUUCCUGAAGAAGAGGUCUCCCAUCCUCUGUGGUGUGAAGGAAUUUUCUCCAUGUGGACUGAAUGAAGGCCCUAGAUCCAACUUCAUUUGGAGCAUGCUUGGAGUGUAUCGAGUGCUGAAGAAGUCCCUUAUCUCUGGCUUACCUCAGGUUCUUUGUGAAUAGGGGGCUGACCACAGGUCCUAGGGCCUCAGGGUAAGACUUCAAACUCUUGAGAUAUAGAAACCUGACUUCAAGCUCCAGAAGGGACUUGGUGGGUUGACUUCAGGUUUCAGGGGCUUAGAGAGACAACUUCGGACCCUAGACCUUUGGCCCUCAAAUGUGAGGUUCUUGGAGGAGGGGAGGGAGGCCAAGAGGCAGCUAAGGCUCACCAUGGUUCUUCCACCACCAGACAAGCGCCACGUGUGCCUGACCACAGUGGUCAUCAUGAGUAGCAUGGCCUUCAUGGAUGCCUACCUUGUGGAGCAGAGCCAGGGCCCACGGAAGAUUGGCGUGUGUAUCAUCGUGUUGGUGGGUGAUGUGUGCUUCUUGCUUGUCCUGCGGUAUGUGGCCGUGUGGGUUGGGGCUGAGGUGCGCACUGCAAAGCGUGGCUAUGCCAUGAUCCUCUGGUUCCUCUAUAUCUUUGUGCUACAGAUCAAGCUUUACUUCAUUUUCCAGAACUACAAGGCUGCCCGGCGUGGUGCCGCUGAUCCGGUUGCACGCAAGGCGCUGACACUCCUAUUGUCCGUGUGUGUGCCAGGACUCUUCCUGCUGCUUGUGGCCCUGGACAGCAUGGAGUAUGUGCGCACUUUCCGCAAAAAGGAGGAUCUGCGUGGCCGCCUCUUCUGGGUGGCCUUGGAUCUGCUUGACCUGCUGGACAUUCAGGCAAACCUUUGGGAGCCUCCACGCACAGGGCUGCCUCUCUGGGCUGAGGGCCUUAUGUUUUUUUACUGCUACAUGUUGCUGCUUAUCCUGCCCUGUGUGUCACUCAGUGAGAUCAGCAUGCAGGGUGAGCAUAUUUCCCCUCAGAAGAUGAUGCUCUACCCUGUGCUCAGCCUGGUCACUGUCAAUGUGGUCACUGUCCUAGUGCGUGCUGCCAAUAUGGUGCUCUUCCAUGACAGUCGAGUCUCUACUAUCUUCAUUGGCAAGAAUGUGGUAGCAUUGGCUACUAAAACCUGUACCUUCUUGGAGUACCGGCGCCAGGUUCGCGACUUCCCACCCCCUCAUGGAGCACUUGCCCUUGAAUUGCAACCACCUCAACCCCCCCCACCCCAAUUGCUGCACAACUCAGUGCCUCAUGCACCACCCAUUCACAGUGGCCCUGGUGCCCCCCAUGGGCCUUCCCCUACUCGGGACACACUGGACACGUGA